Parasteatoda tepidariorum (common house spider) is the source of this 2692-nucleotide messenger RNA. RefSeq names its product fibroblast growth factor receptor 1-A. NCBI's taxonomy places the organism in Eukaryota, Metazoa, Arthropoda, Arachnida, Araneae, Theridiidae. Gene Ontology annotation, molecular function: transmembrane receptor protein tyrosine kinase activity; ATP binding; protein binding. Gene Ontology annotation, cellular component: plasma membrane; signaling receptor complex. The record is from RefSeq and is a predicted model, not a curated record. Gene Ontology annotation, biological process: cell surface receptor protein tyrosine kinase signaling pathway; multicellular organism development; positive regulation of kinase activity.
AUAGUUUUGGUAAUCCCCUAUUUAAAAUGUCGCAAAAUAUUUGUGGGGUUAACAUGAUAGAAUUGCGGCGGUUGCUAAGAUACUUCUUAUAUAUAUAUAAAAAAAAGCGAUAAAUAAACGAGAUCUGGAUCUGCACAAAAACAACAGCAAAAUGGCGCUCUCUUUGAAGGACGAGUUUCAUAAAAUAAACAUUUUUGGACGUACGCUAAAGUACUGUCUGAUUAAUGAAGUUUCAGCAGGUUUUCUAGACUGUGUUAGACAUCUAUUACUUUUAGAAGUAGGGCUUGAGAAGUAAAAUGAAAUUUUAUAUGUUUUUUAUCAUCUUUUGUCUAACCUUUGGUGCAAGGUAUGCAGUCCGCAAUUCUUUAACAUAUUUUACUCCUAGUCUCAGUGCUCCAAGUGAUGUACGAGUUUCUGAUUUUUCUAUAGUAAGUGGUCUUGUUAAAGCAGUUGUCAGAUGGAAUGCAUCUAAAGAACUGCCAUGCUCCUACGAGAUUUUUUGGUUCCCCUCUCUCAGUGACAGCCCAGUUGUGUCGCAAAAAGUUGCCUUGCCUUACAAUAUUUUAUCUGUGACCAUUCUCGAUCUCCCGUUCAACGUGAAUUACACGGUUCGCAUCACGCCCUUUGCAGAAGUAGAGACCGGGAAAAGUGAAAGCGCUGAAGCAUGGUUCCUCACACCCACAUGCUUGAACUUGACUGGGAAUAGUUUUAAUCUUUGUGCACCAAGUAAACCUUUAAAUGUAACUGCAUGUCUCAACUCUACAGACAUGUUAUUAAAUUGGUCACCACCAAGGUACACUUCACCCAAGAAUCCAGUGUCCGGCUACCGUAUCUUCGUCUUGGCAGAUGGCACAAAAUACAUUGAUUUCAAAGCCGUUAAAAGUGAAACUUUAAGUAUUUCCUUUCCUUUACUGAAUGAUUCUUUUGAGUAUAGUUUUGAAGUGCGAGCAGUCAGCAAAGGUGGAAUUGGAAGUGCUGCAUUUGCUGAAAUUAAAAUAAAAGAUACAACCAGUGCAUUGGGCCGUACUCUUUUGUUGAUUGCAAUUUGCUCAGUUGUUUUAUUUGGACUAGCCAUAUUCAUGCUCAAAUUGUUCAGGAAGAAGCCAAAGUGUGUGGGUUAUCCUUCUGGUGUUGCUGAUGUCCACCCUUCCAUGUUGCCCAUUCUAGUCUCUGCAGACAGAAUCAGACUGACCGCUGUCUUGGGAAGGGGAGCUUUUGGGGUCGUCCACAGGGGGGUGCUUAUGAGGGGGAGCAGGAAGAGUGAAGAGGAGGUGGUUGCAGUGAAAGUGUUACCUUCUUACAGCAGGAUGAGACAGCAGCUUCUGCACGAGGUGGAGAUGAUGCACAUUGUUGGCCGACACGAGAAGAUUGUCGGAUUGAUGGGAUUCUCACUUGACUUGGAGAAGACAUUCUUGAUCCUGGAAUAUUGCCCCAUGGGAGACCUGCAUUCUUACCUCGUUAGAAAAAAGCCAGAACUUUUGCGCAUGAAGAGUUUGCCCGCUAUAACACCUGUUGAAUACAGUAAAAUGUCUAUAAAAAAGCUCCACUUAGGAAAAAGAUUAUGUCUCUACAUUAAUCAAGUUGCUGAAGGAAUGGAAUAUAUUGCCAAUCUGAAACUGAUCCACAGGGACUUGGCAGCAAGAAAUAUCCUGAUGGUAGACAAGGAUCGUAUAAAGAUUGCUGAUUUCGGCCUCUCCAGAGAUGCCUAUGAGACGGGGUACUACCUGAGCAGCAUCGACUCCCGGAAGAAGCUGCCUGUCAAGUGGAUGGCACCAGAAGCCAUUGAGAAACAAAAGUUCAGCAGUCACUCUGACGUGUGGUCUUUUGGUGUAUUUAUGUGGGAAGUCUUCCGUUUUGGUAAAGAACCCUACCCAGGACUAUCAAAUGUAUUGGAGUUUUUAAAGAAUGGUUACAGAUUAGAAUGGCCAAAUUGCAGACAUGAAUGGUAUGACCUGAUGCUUGAAUGUUGGCAUGACAACCCUAGAAGAAGGCCCCCAUUCAAGGAACUUGUGAAACGCAUUACGACCAUCAUCAACACAAUGUAUCAUUAUGCCGUAUUCUUUUAAUGACAAAUGUUCCUCUACAUUGUUACGUUUUUUUGCAAUAAAUUUUUAACUGGAAAAAACUUAAUUUGUAAAUUAUGACGUUUAUAUCGACAAUGAUAUAACCUAUGAUUUUGACAAUUCAACUGCUUUCAACUAAAUUGGUGCUGAAAUAAUCAAAUUCUCGUUUUUAAGGCAAUACAGACUGUAUGUAAGAUUUUGCAUGUUGUCUGUAUAUUUUAACCUUGUUGUUGCAUGACUUCAGAAAAAUUAUUGUAAUUUGUUACUUUUUUUUGUAGUGAAAUGCUUUUUAUUAAUUUAUGUUAUUAAUAGUGAUUCAAUUGCACACAUAUAAUGUAAGGGAUUUUUUUUAUAUUUAAUUUGAAACUCUAUUAGUAAAGGAUUUCUUUAUAUUUAACGGAAAUAAAAGUAAUUUUAAGUUGCUAUAAAUUAAUUUGUUGAAAAGGGAAGAAAAAUUCAUAUUUGUGCUUGAAAGAAGAUUUUGUGAUAAGAACAAAUGAUUUUGCUCAUUUACAUCUAUAAAUAUUUUGAUGAUUAAACUCUACAAUUAAAAUAGCAUUUUGAUGUACAUUUAUUGAAUUAAAUUAUUUGUAUAUAUUUAAAACCUUAAUAAAUGAUUUAUAAAACCU